CCUACUUCUCGGUUGGAGGUUUUCUCCUCUCAUUUGGUUCCCACUCACCACCAAAUCGACAACUCAGAUCAGACGUUUUUGCCGGCUAGGUGCUCAGUGGAUGUUUGCACAAUGAUGUUCCCUCUCAUCUACUUGCUUCUCCUCCAAGCCGCCUCUCUCACCCUCGGCGCUCCACAACGGGCCCUGUCACUCCCUCGACGGAAAGUGACUAUCCUCGACGCCGACCUCAGCGGAGACGGCGAAGAGAGGCUCAGAGAGAUUCUUGACCGGCCCUACAGCACGCGACACCGCGACGGCAGCGACAGUAACAAGCCCUUCAAGGACAUUCGCUUCUCCGAGAGCGAGGGAAGAGCACGGUGGACGCGGGCUAAUGUGAUCAAUGUAGAAGCAUCACGAUCGGGUGUCGAGAGACAUGUCCUAGAUGAGGCAUCAGUUCAGAGACAUGUAGUUGACGACGAUGCUGGGGUUAGGAUUGAGCACGGGGCCGAUGGGAUUGCCAGAAGAGUCUAUGAGCAAGGCACGUUGGAGAACGCGGAUGCCUACUCCAGUCCCACGAGAAGAGAUGUUGAGGACGAUCCCUGGAACCCGGUCCUCAGAGACGGAGGGAGCAGCGAAGACCCGUUUGCGAAGCCAAAGUUCCGCGAGGGACAGGGGGGGUUCGUCCAGUGCGCGGGCUGUUCUGAUACCAGAGGUGGCUCCGAGGGGUGGAGGAGAUCUAUGCCCUUUGCUGAGCAAACAAACACCACUACCAACGAAACCCAUCGCCAGCACCCAGCAGACCUCCUCGACGCCCUCGAUCGCAGCAACGCAAGUCCCCUAGCAUGGGAUCUCCCCACUUCCCAAGCACUUACCUCCUCUCUGCAAAAGCGCGGAACAACAGACUGGACCUGCAACCGCAUCGGCCAAAAGAACACCAAAGAAGCGCUAGCCAUCAUGUACGACGUCUUCAACAACGUCUUCGGCACCGAGCCGCUAGUGGGCAAAACGAACCAGUGUUAUGUAGCAGAAUGCCAGGACUGGUAUUUUAGUUACUGCCAAAUGUCAGUUGACGUCAAGGAAGAAAAGCCCGGCGCGCGGAAGAAGGUGGCGGAUCGUGAUCCGGGGAAAGGAGGGUCGUGUUAUGCGGUUGCGGAUGGGGAGGAUUCGAAUCGGUACCAUCGGUACUUUUUCGGGCAUGUUGGGGCGAAUCCGAUUCCGAAUUAUAAUGGGGGGUUUAGUAUUAGGAGGUGUAAUUGA
This is a messenger RNA of Colletotrichum phormii, 1236 nucleotides long. RefSeq lists its product as uncharacterized. The coding region runs from base 112 to 1236 and encodes 374 amino acids. The transcript is spliced from 2 exons. The record is from RefSeq and is a predicted model, not a curated record. Lineage: Eukaryota; Fungi; Ascomycota; Sordariomycetes; Glomerellales; Glomerellaceae.